AACAAGAUGGCGGCAGCAGGUCCGAGUACUCGGGCCUCUUCUGCGGCGGCGGCGGCAGCUCUGAGUCGGCGGGGCCGGCGGGGACGUUGCGACGAGAUGGCGGCAGCUAAGACUGGGACUCAGGGCGCGGCCUCUGGGCCCGCGCUGUUGGUAUUGCCACCGCCCUUGCUGCAGCCGCCGCCGGCGCCGCGGCCGGAGGUGUCGGGCUGCGCGGGGUGCCUGGAGCCCCCGGGGGAAGCGGCGGCCCUGCCGUGCGGCCACUCGCUGUGCCGAGGCUGUGCCAAACGCUCCUCCGACGCGGCUGGCCCGGGUUGCCCGCGCUGCCGCGCCCGAGGCCCGGGUUGGGCCCGCCGUCGGGCCCGCGACGACAGCCAGGCCGACGCGGAGGUGCUGGGCGAACGCAUCCGCCGGAGCCAGCCCGAGCGCUGCCGCCCGCGCCGCGACGGGGGUGCGGCCGCUGCGGGGCCCAGGCCGGAGCAGGAGCCGCGCGCCGCGCCUGCGGAGCCAGACUUUAUAUUUAGAGCACCAAUCAAAUUAAGCAAGCCUGGGGAACUUCGUGAAGAAUAUGAAAGCCUGAGAAAGCUGAGAGAAGAAAAGUUACAAGAGGAAAAAACCUCUGAAGAUCAAAUCCACAAGCCGUUACCAGAGGAUACAGAAACAGGGAAAAGGAAAAUGGAUGAACAGAAAAAAAGAGAGGAGCCAUUAGUACUGAAAACAAAUCUGGAAUGUUGUCCUGCACGUCUCUCAGACUCAGAGAAUGAAGAACCUUCUCGAGGCCAGAUGACACAGACACAUCGCUCGGCAUUUGUUUCCAAGAACAGCUCCUACUCCUUAGCGUUCCUGGCAGGGAAGCUAAACUCCAAGGUGGAGAGGAGUCAGAGCUGUAGUGACGCAGCUCAGGAAAGAGUGAAGAGCAGACUCAGAGCAGCUCCAGCCAACAAAGCCAAGGUCACAGCUAUGACUCCAGCCUCCAACCCCAUCAUUGGUGUCCUCUUUUCCACUCAAAACAACCGCUGCCUCUCGGCCCCUGACUUAACCAUUGAAAAGCGUCUACCCUUUAGCUCCCUCUCAUCCUUGGCUUCCCUGCAUAAACCAGAGCGUUCUAUCAGCCCUGAGAGCAAUGACAGCAUCUCUGAAGAACUAAACCAUUUCAAGCCCAUUGUCUGCUCACCAUGUACGCCUCCCAAGAGACUCCCUGAUGGCCGUGUGCUAAGUCCCCUCAUCAUCAAAUCAACACCCCGCAACCUAAACAGAAGCCUACAGAAGCAGACUUCUUAUGAGGCCAGUCCACGGAUCCUCAAAAAGUGGGAACAGAUCUUUCAGGAGCGGCAGAUCAAAAAGACCCUUUCGAAAGCCACUCUUACCUCCCUGGCUCCUGAAACAGGGGAAGACUUACUAGGCUCUGAAGUUACCCAUGCUAGCAAAGAGAAACCACUUCUGUCUUCAAAUACAAGAUUGUCUAGUGGGCAAGUACUCUCCGAGUGUACUGGACCCGCUUCCACUGACCUGGAUUAUUUCCCCUCUGUUAGCCAAACAAGAGCAGAACAGGACAGUGAUAGUAAAAGGAACACUGAGAUCCCAUUGGAAACCUGCUGUUCCUCAGAACUCAAAGGGGGAGCUAGUGGGACUUUGGAGAGGGAACCAUUUGAGGGGUCAGGGUCGACCCCAGAUGCCAAGUUAGACAAAACCUGUAUAAGUAGAGCCAUGAAAAUCUCAGCAGUUAAUUCAGUGCUACCCAAAAACAGUGUUUUGGGUGGAGUCCUCAAAACAAAGAAACAAUUAAAGACAUUAAAUCAUUUUGAUCUGGCUAAUGGUGUUCUAGUAGACAGCCUAAGUGAGGAGCCACUUCCUUCCUUGCGUCGGGGCCGGAAAAGACACUGUAAGACGAAGCACUUGGAACAAAAUGGCUCCCUUAAGAAAUUGCGACCAACCAGUGGUGACGUGGGUCUGGCCCCAGCAGACCCAGUAUUGCGAGAGAUGGAGCAGAAAUUGCAGCAAGAGGAAGAGGACCGACAGCUGGCUCUGCAGUUGCAGCGCAUGUUUGACAACGAGAGGCGGACUGUGAGUCGGCGAAAAGGAAGUGUGGACCAGUAUCUCUUACGGUCCAGCAACAUGACCGGGGCCAAGUAG
Messenger RNA from Propithecus coquereli (Coquerel's sifaka), 2130 nucleotides. RefSeq names its product ring finger protein 169 (gene RNF169). Gene Ontology annotation, molecular function: nucleosome binding; ubiquitin-protein transferase activity. NCBI's taxonomy places the organism in Eukaryota, Metazoa, Chordata, Mammalia, Primates, Indriidae. Gene Ontology annotation, biological process: double-strand break repair. The record is from RefSeq and is a predicted model, not a curated record. Gene Ontology annotation, cellular component: site of double-strand break; nucleus. The transcript has 6 exons. Bases 7 to 2130 code for a protein of 707 amino acids.